Messenger RNA from Penicillium longicatenatum, 1440 nucleotides. RefSeq lists its product as uncharacterized. Lineage: Eukaryota; Fungi; Ascomycota; Eurotiomycetes; Eurotiales; Aspergillaceae. Gene Ontology annotation, molecular function: flavin adenine dinucleotide binding; N,N-dimethylaniline monooxygenase activity; NADP binding. Bases 1 to 1440 code for a protein of 479 amino acids. The transcript has 3 exons. The record is from RefSeq and is a predicted model, not a curated record.
AUGGACAUUGAGCGGAUAGCUAUUAUUGGCGCUGGCGCCUGUGGGGUUGGCGCUGCAAAGCAAGUUCAGAUGAGACCGUAUUCGGAACGAAAGUUUCAGACCAUCACCAUAUUUGAACAGCGGGACCAUCCAGGUGGUGUCUGGAACUACACUGGUAAUAAAGGGACAGGCGAAAAUAUCACGACAAUUGCCCACCCAACUCCCAGCUCGGUGCCCCAACAGCCAAUCGACGGGACGUUCAUUUCGCCAGUUUACGACUCUUUAGAAACCAACAUCCCGAGUUCCAUGAUGCAAUUCUGCGAUUUCCCUUUUCCGGAUGGAACUGCUUUGUUUCCUUCACAUACUGUUGUCAAGGACUAUCUGCAUAAAUAUGCAGAAGAGUUGCGGGAUAUCAUAAAGUUCCAAUCACUUGUUCUCGAUAUCUCUGUGUCGGCGCGACAGCCGCGCACAGAGUGGACGGUCGCAUGGCGGGAUCUUCAAACCAACCAAGUCUCAAAUGCGAAGUUUGAUGCUGUGAUUGUUGCGAAUGGUCAUCACAAUGACCCCUACGUGCCUGUCAUACCGGGCCUGGCGGAGUGGGACCAGAUGCACCCAGGGUCUAUCAUCCACUCAUCUCUUUACCGCCGUGCAGAUUCUUUUAUCAAUAAGAAAGUUAUCGUGGUAGGCCACUCCGCUUCCGGCAUUGACAUCGCCUCGCAAAUCGGUGAAGUAUCGCAGCACCCGCUACUCAUCUCCGAACGAACAAAAACGACCCUGUCACCUGAAAAGGCAGCAGUCGCCAGGAGUCUUCCUGAAAUUAUGCUCCUUGAUCCCAAGAAUCGCCGAGUGCUGUUCGCGAAUGAUCAUGAAGAGCAGGACGUUGAUCACAUCGUCUUCUGCACAGGAUACCACUUCUCAUUACCCUUUUUGUCAACUCUUCAGCCAAGCAUUAUCACCGAUGGCCAGCGACCACACAAUCUAUACCAGCACGUAUUCUACAUCUCCGAGCCUACAUUGGCUCUCAUUGGAUUUCAACAGCGGAUUGUUCCAUUCGUAAUUAGCCAGGCACAAGGGGCGUGGGUUGCGCGGGUCUUCUCUGGACGACUCAACUUGCCUUCAUAUGCCGAGAUGCAGCGAUGGAUCGAGGAGUGGAAGGCCAAGCGAGGUGAAGGGCGCAUGUUUAAUGUUCUUGGCUUCCCUCUCGAUGCAGAAUAUAUUAAUUCCUUGCAUGAUAAGAGCUCAGCAGCAGUGCAUCGCGAUGGACUUGAAAAACAUGGAAGCGGGAAGCAGCCACCAUUCUGGGGUGAUAAGGAAAGAUGGACACGGGAGAGGGUCCCGUUGAUUAAAAAAGCGUCACAGGCACUGGGCAGUCGACGAAAAGGAAUUACGACCCUUGAGGAACUUGGGUUCAAAUUCGAGGAGCCUUUCGAGGAUGCCGAGUUGAAAAAGGCUCAUCUGUAG